Molecule: messenger RNA, 1684 nt
Organism: Cottoperca gobio
Lineage: Eukaryota; Metazoa; Chordata; Actinopteri; Perciformes; Bovichtidae
Gene: macroh2a2
Product: macroH2A.2 histone
Exons: 9
Coding region: 220-1329 (369 amino acids)
Biological process (GO): nucleosome assembly
Cellular component (GO): nucleosome
Molecular function (GO): DNA binding; structural constituent of chromatin; protein heterodimerization activity
Source: RefSeq, a predicted model, not a curated record
AGCAUCAGUAGCACAGAGCCAGCCUCCAACCACACUACGCUGUUCCUGUUUGCUCUGUGGGGUUUUUCUAAGGUAGGGAAGCUAAAAUACGCACAAGGACAGCAAACAAACAGAACCAAAACAAAGCGCGCCGUCUUUCUCCGGGGGUUCGUCUGUCUUCCGUGCAGGAGUAUUUCUCUCUCGCGCUGAUUCGCCUGGAAGGAGGACACACAGAGCAGGAUGUCAGCCAGAGGAGGCAAGAAGAAGGCCACCAAGCUGUCCCGCUCAGCCAGGGCAGGAGUCAUCUUCCCUGUGGGAAGGAUGAUGAGGUACCUGCGCAUCGGCACACACAAAUACCGGAUUGGCAUGGGGGCACCGGUCUACAUGGCAGCAGUCAUCGAGUACCUGGCAGCUGAGAUCUUGGAGUUGGCAGGAAACGCAGCUCGGGACAACAAGAAAGGCAGAAUAACUCCCCGGCACAUUAAGCUCGCUGUGGCCAAUGAUGAGGAGCUCAACCAGCUUCUGCGGGGGGUGACCAUAUCAAAUGGAGGAGUUCUGCCUCGGAUCCACCCGGAGCUGCUCUCAAAGAAGAGGGGAGGCCGGGUGAAAGUGGACAGCCCGGCGGCGUCCGUCCCUGAGAAGCAGGAAGAACGGCCAAAGAGCAAGAAACCCAUCAAAUCCUUCAAAAAGGUUAAAGGCAAACGAGGCCGCAAGCCAAAGAGCACAGACAACGAGUCUGUACCAAACUCCACAGUGGAAGACGGUCCCGGAGAUGGAUUCACCAUCCUGUCAGCAAAGAGCCUGUUCCUUGGACAAAAGCUUUCACUCACAGAGAGUGAAAUCAGUAAAAUUGGAACAAUCAAAGUGGAGGGCAUAAUUAAUCCCACAAAUGCAGAGAUGGAUCUGAAAGACGGAGUGGGCACCGCCCUGGAGAAAGCUGGAGGCCGAGAGUUCCUGGAAGGAGUCAAAGAGCUGCGGAAAGGACAGGGGCCUCUGGAGGUGGCAUCAGUGGCAGUGAGCCAGGCCAGUGGGAUGGCAGCCCGCUUCAUCAUCCACUGUAACGUCCCUCAGUGGGGUUCAGAGAAGUGUGAGGACCAGCUGGAGAAGACGGUGAAGAACUGCCUCUCAGCAGCAGAGGAGAAGAAGCUCAAGUCUGUGGCUUUCCCUUCACUUCCUGCUGGACGGAACGGAUUCCCAAAACAAAUGGCCGCCCAGCUCAUCCUCAAGGCCAUCUCCAACCAUUUUGUGUCGUCCACCAGCUCCUCACUGAAAAACAUUUACUUUGUUCUGUUUGACAGUGAGAGCAUUGGAAUAUACCUUCAGGAAAUGGCCAAGCUGGAUGCCAAGUGAGGAUCGUUGUUUUCGGGAUUUGUUUUUCUAACUGUUGUUUGUUGCAGGUGGUGUAGAUAGGUGAUAUGACAGCAGGGAGUUUGAUGUGGAAUCCGUCUUGGUUAAAGAGGAAAAAAAACAUGUGUGAGUGGAGUGCUGUUCACAAUUCUGUUCCACUGUUCCUUCAAGAGAUUGCAUUCUUUAUAGAUUAGAUCAUUUAAAUCCGUAGAGUUUGUUUGUUUCAAUAAUGUUUUUACAUUCUAUGUACAAAUAUAACAGUUUUCCUGGCCUCUGUAGUUUCUUAUACGGUUAGUUUACUAAAAAAACUGUGGUUCUCAUUCUGCUUUGAAAUAAAACUGAGAUGUUUUACACCAGA